Neohortaea acidophila is the source of this 611-nucleotide messenger RNA. RefSeq lists its product as uncharacterized. The transcript has a single exon. Bases 89 to 328 code for a protein of 79 amino acids. Lineage: Eukaryota; Fungi; Ascomycota; Dothideomycetes; Mycosphaerellales; Teratosphaeriaceae. The record is from RefSeq and is a predicted model, not a curated record.
GGUCGGGGCGCUGGUGCUCGCCGUGGCGGCGGCGCAAUUACUACCCGUGUGUGAUGAAAGCCACACGGACACGGGGGCGCUCGAGGUGAUGCAGCACGUGGAUCGCAGCACGUAUCACAAUGAGCGCAUGCCGUUGACGUGGUCGUGGGAGGCGCGGUAUCCCCGGCUGAUUGCGGCGGUGACGGCCGCGGGCAUUGUGGGACUACUUGUUCAACCUGUGCUGCGGGGCAAUGGGGCCCGGGGCAGCCAUGUGGCCACUUUCCUGUCGCAUUUGCUGGUCGCGAGCGGUGUGCUGCUUGGCAUGGCCAUUUGGUCCUUCUACUUGUGAAGCACGUGCUGGUCAGUGCUAGCGAAGGGCAUUCAAAAGUCUCUCUGUACUGCAGGUAGAUACUCCAACAUAUCACAAAUGAAGUCAAACACCCCGGCACGGCACGAGGCACGUGGAAUCCUUCCAACCGCCCCUCGUGUCGUCUCAAACCUGAGCAAUCGUCGACGCCUCGUACCUGCAGCGGGGAGGAGGAGGAUGAGGUGCUUUAGGGCGGAAGCUACGGCUCCACCUGCAGCCUCGGCUUGGAUUAGCACAGCAGGUGUCAAGCUAUAAAACAAGUGUC